This is a messenger RNA of Cannabis sativa, 1854 nucleotides long. RefSeq lists its product as uncharacterized. The transcript has a single exon. Bases 167 to 1753 code for a protein of 528 amino acids. The record is from RefSeq and is a predicted model, not a curated record. Gene Ontology annotation, molecular function: protein binding. NCBI's taxonomy places the organism in Eukaryota, Viridiplantae, Streptophyta, Magnoliopsida, Rosales, Cannabaceae.
UCCCAAAAUCCAAUUACAUCACGCCACGUGUCCUAAACUCUUCCCUCCUUGUCUCCUACCCCGAGUAACCCUAUCAUUCUCUCUCUAACUCUAAAUAAAAAGAUCUCUUCUCACACUACUAACCCUUUACAAUUACUACUCAGAAAAAAAAAAAAAAAACGAAUCAAUGGAGAAUUUCUCAUACAGUUCGUACCCUGACUCGGGCGAUUCCUCGCCUCGUUCAAGAGAGAUCGAUUUCGAGAACCCUCCGCCGUGGGACGAUCAACCGCCGCCGCAGAACUACAAGGUCAAGUUCAUGUGCAGUUAUGGCGGAAAAAUCCUACCUCGUCCUCACGAUAAUCAGCUCUGCUACAUCGGUGGAGAAACCAAGAUCCUUGCCGUUGAUCGGACUGUGAAGUUCGCGAUUAUGGUGGGUAAGCUCUCUGCUCUCUGUGAAAACGAGGUUUCGUUUAAGUACCAGCUCCCAGGGGAAGAUCUUGAUGCUUUGAUCUCCGUUACGAACGAUGAUGAUUUAGAGCAUAUGAUGCACGAGUACGAUCGGUACUAUCGGACUACUGGUAAGCCGGCGAGGAUGAGGUUGUUUCUGUUUCCUGUUGUGGCUAAUUCCGCUUCGAGUUUCGGGUCGGAAGGUCCGAAUACGGAUCGGGAUCAGUUUGUUGAGGCUUUGAAUUUGGUUCAGAAUCAUGGAUCCGACCCGAAUCCGAAACCGCCUGUUCACAACAACGUGGAUUUCUUGUUUGGUUUGGAGAAAAGCGUUGGCGGUGUUGGAGUUGUGGCUUCUCCUCCGCUUCCUCCGCCGACUGUGCCUGAACCGUUGGCGGCGCCGCCUCAGGAAUAUCAGGUUAUGAGUGGAGCUAAUCGGGUUAUCGGGUCUAACCCGGUUGAUAUUCAGAGACAGUUACAGAAACUUCAAAUUGAACAUGAACAAAACCUAAAUCAUCAUCAUCAACAACAACAACAGCUAAAUCAUCAUCUUCAACAACAACAACAACAACAGCAUCAACAGCAACAACAAGCGAUGUACGGAAGAAAGAGCGAGGAAAAUCUAGUCGGUGGAGGAGGAUACGCCGGAGAAAAUUACUACAUCCAUAAAGUACCGGAGAAGAUUCCGGCAGCUAUGACGGGACCUCCUCAGCCAAAUUACUGGCCGGAAAAGCAAGGACUCACAAGCAGCGGAGGAUAUCCAGUGAGUCACGGUGGAGGAGGAGGAACACAAGAUCAUCCGGUGUAUAUGAUCCCAGCUCACGGUGCUCCGGUUUACCACCACCAACCUAUGGUCCGACCGGUAACCGGUCCACCCGGUCAACCACCACAAGGAUACUACCAAGUUCAGCAGCAUCAGCAGCAGCGAUUGGGUCCGGAUGUUUACCAGGAACAGCCGGUGUACAAUGUGGUACCUCCGCCACAGCAGCCGCCACCGAAGAUUGCGGCGACCUAUCCGGAAGGGAUGGGAAUAGUACGGCCGAGUAGCGGCGGCGGAAUGGUUCCCACUACUGAUAUGGGUCCGUACACUCAGGUGGCGUACGAUAGCGCGACGGGAAGACAGGUAUUCUACACCGCCGGCGGUGGGAUGGUGCUGGCAUCUUCUCAGCCAUCGCAGCAGGUCCCUGUGGGACCUGGACCGGGGACCGGGCUGGGGCCGGGGGCUCAGCUUAGUUAUGCGGCCGUGGCGGCCGACACGAGACCCGGUGGGUCGUUGGGUCAGGAACCGGGUAAGGUGGUUGUUAACAAGGUUUCACAAGCUUCAGUUUGAUUAAUUGUUGUUGUGAUUAAGAUUAAUUACAGAUUUAAAAUUACAUAAUUAAAAUAUUAUUGUUAUGUUAUUAAUAUUUGAAGAAAUUUUCAUUUGGUGUC